AUGACUGCUGCUGCUGCUGCUGCUGCUGUUGCUGCUGUUGCUGCUGCUGCUGCAGCUGCUACUGCUGCUGCUGCUGCUGCUGCUGCUGCUGCUGCUGCUGCUGCUGCUGCUGCUGCUGCUGCUGCUGCUGCUGCUGCUGCUGCUGCUGCUGCUGCUGCUGCUGCUGCUGCUGCUGCUGCUACUGCUGCGCCACACAUCCUUGCCUGA
Molecule: messenger RNA, 207 nt
Organism: Spirometra erinaceieuropaei
Lineage: Eukaryota; Metazoa; Platyhelminthes; Cestoda; Diphyllobothriidea; Diphyllobothriidae
Source: the annotation of a GenBank genome assembly